GCCAGGCAUGGUGGUGGAUACCUAUAAUCCUACUGGGGAGGCUGAGGCAGGAGAAUCACUUGAACCUGGGAGGCGGAGGUUGCAGUGAGCUGAGAUAGCACCACUGCACUCCAGCCUGGGCGAAAGAAUGAGACUCCAUCUCAAACAAACAAAAAAAGUCUAAAUGUCCUCAAUACUGUCCGUGUGUGGCACUAGUGAAGUAAUUUCUGGCCAUUAGUGGUGCUAUGGUCACCAUGAAAUUGAGGCUACAGAAAUUCCUUUGGAAAUGUCUGAUUUAGACAUUUAUCACUUUCAGAUGUUUUAGCCAUGAAAGAAUCUCACGGAUUUAUUGCAGAAAUAUGCGAUGGUCAAAGACAAGGUAUUGGCUCUAGAAGCCAAAUUACUAGUCUUUAUCCUGGCUUUUUAUUUGUGAGACCAUGGAGAGUCGUUUCAACCCUGGGAACCCUGAUUUACUCUUUAAAAACAGAGAAAAUAGGCUGGGUGUGGUGGCUCACACCUAUAAUCCCAUGGGAGGCUAGGCAGUCAGAUCACUUGAAGUCAGGAGUUUGAGACCAGCCUGGUCAGCAUGGUGAAACACUGUCUUUACUAAAAAUACAAAAAUUAGCUGGGCCUGGUGGCACAUGCCUGUAAUUUUAGCUACUCUGGAGGCCGAGGCAGGAGAAUCUCUUGAACCAAGAGGUGGAGGUUGCAGUGAGUCAAGAUCCCACCAUUCCACUCCAGCCUGGGCGACAGAGACUCUGUCUCCAAAAAAAAAAAAAAAAAAAAAAAAAAAAGAAAGAGAAAAUGAUAAACACGUUGCAGGUUGUUGCAUGGUAUAUUGGUCACACAUUAUUUUCUACUCUUUCUGGUAAAGAGUUGGUGUGUCAUAGAAAGUACCUGUUCUGUGUGUGUGUCUGUGUGUAUAAUUCGGUGUGAAAAUUAAAGAGAAACAACAAAAAAAAACCCUUUCCUAUAGUUAUGUGUAAAUUAGCAUGGUGUGCUGCAAAAAACGUGUCAAGGUGAUAGGAGAAUUAUUUUGACUUUCCUGUACAAUUAUAAAAUGAUUCAGUGAGUUUGGUUAGGUAUCCUCCUUCUCUGAAUCUAUAUCCCUGUCUGCUUAUGACCAAAAAAAAAAAAAAAAAGAAAAAGAAAAAAAAAUCAUGGCAAAGGUCUCUCAAGCUCUAAAGAAUAUGUCAACUAUGAUACAAGUAGCAGUUAGCCUUAUAACUAACUGUAAACACUAUCUGUGGAUUUUAAGGUUUACCUGAGCAUUGGCUAUUAACACACCACUAGCCUAACUUUCAAAAAUAUGAACUCUAUAAACUUCACAACUGAAGUCAGAUCUGUAUGCCUGAGAAAGGUAAAAUCAUUUCAUGAAAUCAAACGGUGGUGAUGCGCCCAAAUUCUGGCCUCAUCCUUUAAUUGGAGGACAUCCGGCAGGACAACAACUGGGCCCUGCCUUUUUUCAGGCAGCAACAUCUUCACUCAACCCACACCAUUUGACAGUUCCCCAUUGCCCCUGGCACCCAGCCCUUCGGUACCAGGAACUAAAUAUCCUUGUCCAUUCCGCCAGCGGCCACUGCCUACUUAACCCCGAGGCAGGUGAAAGCGCCUCACGCAGAGUUAGGAACCUCCGGGGGCGUGGCGUGGCGUGGCGUAGCGUAGCGUUGGGGAAACUUGGGCCUGCGGAUUGGGGUACCGGAAAGGGAGGGGUGGACCGCAGGCGCCUGACGUGACGUAAGCCGGAAGCGACUUUCCGCCGAGAAAUAGGGGCGCGUGUUUGGAAAUUGGUAGAAAAGAUAAUGCGAGCGAGCUGCUGUCAGCCUGGCCUGAUCUGCUUCCGUUUCACCACAGAUUCAGUUAUUAAGCAUUUUUUUCUUUUUUUGGUUCUUUGCAACGUGAGCGGCAUUGGGUCAGUGAUUUCCGUGAGCAUCUCCACGAGAAAACAUUACCUCGAUGAAGUGCGGUGGAAGCCAGGCAGCCCCUUCUAAUCGGCUAGGCUUGAGAAAGCGUCUACCUCUGCAUUUCUGAAAUUAACUCAGCGUGAUUGGCAAGAUUUUCCGGAGCAUCUGGUGUCAAGACACUCGUCACUAUUAAUUCGGAAAGAAAACACCGUUUUCCAGCAUUUCUUUUGGUGGAGAACUAAACAACAGGAAAAAUGUCUAUUUUCCCUAAGAUAUCUUUGAGACCCGAGGUUGAAAACUAUCUUAAGGAAGGCUUUAUGAAUAAGGAGAUUGUGACGGCUUUAGGUAAACAGGAAGCAGAAAGGAAGUUUGAAACUUUGUUAAAGCACCUGUCACAUCCUCCUUCAUUCACAACUGUCAGAGUGAAUACACAUUUAGCCUCAGUACAACAUGUGAAAAAUCUGUUACUUGAUGAACUUCAGAAGCAGUUUAACGGAUUAAGUGUUCCUAUUCUUCAACAUCCAGACCUUCAGGAUCUCUUACUUAUCCCUGUUAUUGGACCCAGGAAGAAUAUUAAAAAACAGCAGUGUGAAGCCAUUGUUGGAGCCCAGUGUGGCAAUGCAGUUUUAAGAGGAGCCCAUGUCUAUGCCCCAGGAAUUGUGUCAGCAUCCAAGUUUAUGAAAGCUGGAGAUGUUAUUUCUGUAUACUCUGAUAUUAAAGGAAAAUGUAAGAAAGGAGCCAGAGAAUUUGAUGGAACAAAAGUAUUUCUUGGAAAUGGGAUUUCUGAACUAAGCCGCAAGGAAAUCUUCAAUGGAUUACCUGAACUGAAAGGCAUGGGCAUAAGAAUGACAGAACCAGUAUAUCUCAGCCCUUCAUUUGACAAUGUACUGCCCCGUUACUUAUUUUUACAAAAUUUGCCAUCUGCCUUAGUAACUCAUGUAUUAAAUCCUCAACCUGGAGAGAAGAUUCUAGAUUUGUGUGCAGCACCUGGAGGGAAAACAACACACAUUGCAGCACUAAUGCAUGAUCAGGGAGAAGUUAUAGCACUGGAUAAAAUCUUCAGCAAAGUAGAAAAAAUAAAGCAGAAUGCCUUAUUGUUAGGGCUGAAUUCCAUCAGGGCAUUUUGUUUUGAUGGAACAAAGGCGGUUAAACUUGAUAUGGUGGAGGACACAGAAGGGGAACCUCCAUUUCUACCAGAAUCCUUUGACCGAAUUCUUCUGGAUGCACCCUGUAGUGGAAUGGGACAGAGACCAAAUAUGGCCUGUACUUGGUCUUUGAAGGAAUUGGCAUCAUAUCAGCCAUUACAGCGAAAACUCUUCACUGCAGCAGUUCAGCUGCUGAAGCCAGAGGGUGUGCUGGUGUAUAGCACAUGCACUAUAACACUGGCUGAAAAUGAAGAACAAGUUGCCUGGGCCCUGACAAAAUUUCCUUGCCUUCAGCUUCAGCCCCAGGAACCGCAGAUUGGAGGAGAAGGAAUGAGGGGAGCUGGGCUCUCAUGUGAACAAUUGAAACAGCUGCAGCGAUUUGAUCCAUCAGCUGUGCCAUUACCGGAUACUGACAUGGACUCUCUCAGAGAGGCCAGAAGAGAAGACAUGUUGCAUCUGGCUAAUAAGGACUCUAUAGGUUUUUUUAUUGCAAAAUUUGUAAAAUGCAAAAGCACAUAGGAGAGGAUGGAUGCUCAGAAAUGAAAAUUCCAAACAUUUGCUGUCUGUCUGUGGGGUUUUUUUUUUUUUUUUUUU
This is a messenger RNA of Piliocolobus tephrosceles (Ugandan red Colobus), 3622 nucleotides long. RefSeq names its product NOP2/Sun RNA methyltransferase 6 (gene NSUN6). Bases 2138 to 3547 code for a protein of 469 amino acids. Lineage: Eukaryota; Metazoa; Chordata; Mammalia; Primates; Cercopithecidae. Gene Ontology annotation, biological process: RNA methylation. The transcript has 11 exons. The record is from RefSeq and is a predicted model, not a curated record. Gene Ontology annotation, molecular function: RNA methyltransferase activity; RNA binding.